CCAUCAAACAAGCAAUCCAAAACUUGAUUGUAUCCACCUUUAUCCAUCUUAUACUGAACCCCUUCACAACCUCACACUUUCUUCCUCUCCACACUCUGCCAUGGCUGCAUCAUCACUGUGCAUGAGCUUCAACAUAGCAACAGCAUUCAAAGGCCUUUCACUAUCCUCUUCUUCUUCCUCUUCCUUCUUCACUGGUUCUUCCUCGCUUCGCCCCACCUCGUUGGUGUGGGCACCUCAGACUCGGACGACCCCGCUGACAAUCCAGAACGCUCACAAGAAGGGUGCCGGAAGCACCAAGAAUGGACGCGAUUCCGAGAGCAAGCGCCUCGGUGUCAAGAUUUAUGGUGACCAGGUUGCUAAACCAGGUUCCAUCAUUGUUCGUCAGCGUGGAACUAAGUUUCACGCAGGAAAGAAUGUGGGGCUUGGCAAAGACUAUACCAUCUUCUCCUUGAUUGACGGAGUUGUAAAAUUUGAGAAAUAUGGACCUGACAGGAAAAAGAUUAGUGUUUACCCGCGGGAAAUACCAGUUGAGAACCCCAAUAGCUAUAGAGCAAGGAAGAGAGAGUACUUCAAGAUGAGGCGUGAAAAAAAGAAAGCUAGACAAGAAGCUAGAAUUCUUCGAUCCCAACUGGUGCUGGCUUCUACUGAUGAUGCUGCAAUCACAAAUCCAAUGUGCUGAUUCUGAUCUAACCACUUUAAUGUGUAAAAUCUCCCCCUCGCAGUUGUUUUGCUUUUGUGUAUCAGUGAAAUCUCUCGCAUUGUAUUGAGAAUUUUUGAAGUAGCAAACUAUAAGAUGAUUUGUCUUUGUUUUCUGGGCAAAUAAAUUGUACCAUCCACUGCCAAAAAUCACUCUAAUGUGUAAAAUCUCCCCCACCCAAUUGUUUUGCUUUUGUGUAUCAGUGAAACCUUAACCAUUGUAUUGAGAUUUUCUGAAGUAGCAAACUACAAGAUGAUUUGUCUUUGUUUUCA
Messenger RNA from Lotus japonicus, 969 nucleotides. RefSeq names its product 50S ribosomal protein L27, chloroplastic. Bases 101 to 679 code for a protein of 192 amino acids. The transcript is spliced from 3 exons. Gene Ontology annotation, cellular component: ribosome. Gene Ontology annotation, molecular function: structural constituent of ribosome. The record is from RefSeq and is a predicted model, not a curated record. NCBI's taxonomy places the organism in Eukaryota, Viridiplantae, Streptophyta, Magnoliopsida, Fabales, Fabaceae. Gene Ontology annotation, biological process: translation.